ACUAAUCGAUAUCGCCACCUAUCGAUAUCGAGAGCCAGCGCACACACAGUGCAAAAGAGUUUGCGAAAAACCUGCACAAAAAGCCAAAUUGAUUGCAAAUCGAGCAGCUUGAGGAAGCAGGAGUUCCCCCUUGACCAGUGCCGUGGAGUGCUGAAACCACCGUGGCCGCGGAGGCACCGAGAAGCUAGCGAAAGGCUCGCCGUGGAGUUCUCCCAUCUCUUUCACCUCCUCCAACUCCGUCUUGGGGGCCGAAGGCAGAAAAUUAGCAGAGAGUUCGAGACGAGCAGCGCGGGCAGCGGGGACUGGCACUGGCCUGCUGGGCUAAGCGUGGAAGUAAACAAACGGAUCGGAUUCCGGGUCCGAGUCGGAGGAACGGGGCGUGGCUCGCUAACCAGGCGGCUUGGCAAACAAAAAACCGGAGGUGGCAACAAGUAGGCGGCAGGCAUGGACGUGUCCCUCACCGAGCCCGAGACGCGCUUCUACAGUGAGUUGUUCCAAUGCUGCGACGUGGAGAAGACGGGCAAGGUGCCCAUGCUGAAGGCCACCGAGCUCUUUCGCUCGGCAGACAUCGCCAACGAGACAGUGAUUGAGAUCACCGGCCUGGCGGGCAUUCCCUCCACGGCGCUGCACAUCUCGCGGACGCAGUUCUACUCAUGCCUGAAGCUGAUCGCCGCCCACCAGGCGGCCAUGCCCCUGCGCCAGGAGCUGAUUUUGGCUACGUUCUCGCUUCCGCUGCCUCACUUUAGCUGGAAGGAGGCGGUCACAGCUCCGGUGGCCGUUGAAAACGGAUUGGCCGCUUUGCCGCCGCCGCCGCCCACAGAUCGCAGGAACUCGCUGCGUCGCAACUCGCAGCAGGAGCAGCUGCAGGACACCUCCGAUGUGCCCAGCACCGACUCUGAAGUGGAGCAAAACGAAUCCGUGGACGAGGCGGCUGGCCACGGACGCGGCACGGAUGGCAGUGGGGCCGUCAGCAGCAGCAGUCGCGAGAAUGUCGGGCGACGCCGAGGGGGCGGUGCUGGUGGUGGAUCCCCGGAAGCCUGGAGCACCAACAGUGACAGCCCCACGCCCACGAAUAGCGUGGCCGAGCGGCCCUGGGCGCAGGACACCCUCUGGCAGGGUUUGCUGGGCGACGAGCACCGCCAGCUACUGGGCACGGAGGAGGAGUCCUCCGAUCGCCACAGCAGCGAUGACGAGGACAACGAAAGUGAACUGGUUACCAUCUACCAGAUAACCCCUGAGCAGCGAGAGUACUACAACAAGCAGUUUCGGACGGUGCAAAGGGAUCCGCAUGGACUGCUCUCGGGCCAGGCAGCAAGAAACUUCUUUGAAAAGAGCCGCAUUCCCGUGGAGGAGCUGCGCCACAUCUGGCAAUUGUGCGACGUUACACGUGAUGGAGCGCUUAGCCUGUCCGAGUUCACGGCCGCCAUGCACCUGGUGGUUCUGAGACGCAACAACAUUCCGUUGCCCACUAGUCUGCCCCAUUGUCUGCACCCAAACGUGCUCCAAGCAGCUGCUGCUGGCGGUGGACAAAGAGUUACCUCCUCGUCCUCAGCUGCGCUGCCUCAGGAGCCGCCUGAGGCCGAUCUCCUGCACCUGAAUGACGACGAUGAGGAUGACCACACGGACAAUACGAUCAUAGCCGGCAAUCUCAGCGGCGGCAGUUCCAGCAGCAAGCCGCGUCCCAACGUGCCAAGCGACAAGAACGUCAUGAAUCUGAGCAGCAUCUCCACGUCCUCACAGGCGAGCAAUAGUUCCAGGCGUGAGGCUACACCGCAGAAUUCGCUGGCCAAGAACCGCAGCAUCUCAAACUCACCAAGUGUGGAUAAGUCAGUGACGGGAGCGGUUUCCUCUACGGCAAAUGCUGUAGACUCGAGCAACGCCUCCAGCCAGUGGACAAAGUUCAGCGAAUCUCCCACAACAAGUGCUGCUCCGGUGCAGUCAACCACUGGAGUGCCACCUGUGGCAGCCGCCGGAGCAGUCGCUCCUGCUGCCUCUAGUCCCGGGCUUAAGCCAGCCCUGUUCGACAUGAAGCGCUCUGCCCAGGACGUGGUUUCCAAUCCACAGAUCCUGCACCCAGUGCCGCUAAGAGUGACGCCCAUUGGCACCGCCAUCGCCUCCUCCGCUGAGUCAUCUAACGACAACGAGAGCGCUGUGGUUCUGCGCGAGGACAGUCCCAAGGCCAUCUCUUCGACCACCGUCAACAAUCAGUCAUCGGGAUCCGCUGUCCUAACUGGAGUAUCGGGAGUCGCCGGCUCCCAUCGCGAUAGCAGCGAUCUGCGUGCCAUCCAACGGCCUCAGGCCAAAAAGCUGCCGGCCAAGAAUAGCGCAUUGCCACCGCCACCGCAACGCGAGCCGAGCAUCGGAUCUACUGGACCAAAUGAGCCGCCGGAGCCGCAGACCGCUUACGUGGCGUCUACGUUGGCGUCCAAGAAGGACCCACCGCCCCUGCCGCCGCCGAGACCACAUCGCCAUGCGCGCAGCAGCAGUCUGGACUUAAACAAGUUCAAAAUGGGCGUAACGGGCGGUGCCCAGCAGGCCGAGAUCACUGCGCAGGCCAGCUUCGAUAUGCAAACCUCAACGGGGUUUGCCGAUUUCACGCACUUUGCCGACGAAGGCGCCGCGAACGUCGUGGACGAACAGCAGCUUCACUCUUUGCCACCGGCAGCACCCCCUCCACAAGCAGCAGUGGUGCCGCCCACGAGGAUAACUCUUCAGCAAGCUCAACAGCGGGUUUCCGCCUUCGAGGUUUACCGGAAGCCGCAAACGCCGCGUGGUUCGCAGUCGCCACCCCAGCAGCCACCACCGCCGGCUCCAGCUGCGGGGGUGGCCUCCCAAUCUGGCCAGCUGCCCAGCGCUGAGAGCUUUGAGAAGCGGGUGACAGCCAUUAGCGACUCGCUGCGUCACGUAACCUUUAAACAGGGUCAGGCCAACACAACGGAGGUGCUGCAAAGACUGCGCGAGCAGAACAACUCAUUGCUUCACCUUUGCAACGAUUUAAGCGACGAACUGUUGAGCGUCCAGACGCGCAAGGAGGAGAUGCGCCUGAAGUUGGAGGCACUCAGUGGCGGUGAUAGUACUGGUCGAACAAGCUCCUCGGUAUCGGCCCCGGUUACAGCGAACGUAACCGGUGGGUCCUCGGGUUCGGCUGGAGCUGCUUACAGCAACGUUUGAGCGGAGAAAAAUGAUCAUGUUGCGGUGAAUCGACUUGUUUGUUGGACAACUUGUGAGAUACUCAUCUGCCUUGUAUCUUUGUUUAUUACCCCUCAGCCAACCAUUAGCAUUCCUUAUAUUGUGUUACAUUUUUUCAAUGAUUAAUUUUUUCUUUUUUUGCAUAGUAGACGGCAUUACAUUUUAAUUUUGUUUAAAAACAAAACUACAACAUUACCUAUAUCCUUAAAGUACUAUUUAUAUAAAAGUAAAAAUUUUGAAAAAAGUAUAAGUAAUCCUUUUAAAAAAAAUGUAUUUCCAAUUUUGAUACAAGAUCAAAGGAUACAAGAUCAAAGGAUACAGGAUCAACGGAGAAGGAAAAAAAGUUGAGAAUACAUAU
This is a messenger RNA of Drosophila takahashii, 3547 nucleotides long. RefSeq names its product RALBP1 associated Eps domain containing (gene Reps). Gene Ontology annotation, cellular component: presynaptic membrane; intracellular vesicle; cytoplasm. Gene Ontology annotation, biological process: endosomal transport; clathrin-dependent synaptic vesicle endocytosis. NCBI's taxonomy places the organism in Eukaryota, Metazoa, Arthropoda, Insecta, Diptera, Drosophilidae. The record is from RefSeq and is a predicted model, not a curated record. Gene Ontology annotation, molecular function: molecular adaptor activity; protein binding; calcium ion binding.